GUUUUGUUUAUUGGAUAUUAAUAAACAGGAACUAAUCGGUUCUGUAGUUCUUGUUUCCCGGGGAACACAAUCUCGAACGGACACAUGCUGAAAGCAAACGACUACACGUUUCCCCACCCGUAUUCAUACAUAUCCCGCCUUCUUGUCUAUGAUUGGUUAACUCCGACACGCCUCCUCGCAGAGAUUGGCUAGUAGGACUUCAACCGCCGAACGCGCACUUCCGGGUUUAUCCGAAUACGGGUAGGUAAAGAAAACAACACCAAAAGUAAAUAUCCGUGUAAAAAUACAGUACCGGUGACCCUCUUGUACAGGACAGGAUUAUUAAACAGAGCAGCCUUUGUUUCAGAUAUUUUAAGUGUAAAAUUUUAAUUUAUUUCAGACUUAUUUCGCGAGACAGUGGAGAAAUGAAAUUACUGUUCCUAGCUUGCCUCAGUCCCAAAACUGGGAAUUGUACUACUGCCGAAAGGAUAAGAGAUCAUAUAGAGAGCGCAGGUCAUGUCUGUGUGCUUCGGGACACCAGAGACUUCAGCUCGGCUUCUGAGGUAACGCUGCUCAUGAGUCAAGAUCAAGAACCGUUUGACGCAGCGCUGGCGAUUCAUCUAUUUAAAGGAGGAAGACUCCUCUUAGAUGUUGGAGUGCCUUUCGGAGUGGUCUUCGGAGGGACGGACAUCAACGAGGACAUCAAGGACGAACACAAGCGAAGCGUCAUGGAGGAAGUUCUGCACAGAGCCAGGUUUGCUGUAGCGUUCACAGAGGAGAUGAAGCAGAAAGCUCAGGCUUACUUGGACUGUGACAUCACUAAGAUCUAUGUGCAAGCUCAAGGAAUUGAGACGAGAGUGAGCUCUGACUUCAGCUGGAGGGAUUUCUUACGCACUUCAGGAGUGUGUGUGGAUCGAGUAGAUGACCUGCACGUGUUCCUGUUAGUGUGUGGACUCAGAAAAGUGAAGGACCCUCUCUACCUGCUGAACGCUUUCUCAGAAUGGCAUACCCAGAACCCUCUGGUGAUCCUCAUCAUCAUCGGCCCAAAGAUCGACCCUGUACUUAGCUCAGAGGUUGAAGAGUGUGUGAAGAGGUCUGCUGGAGUAUUUUUAGCAGCAGAGAGGAGUCAGGAGGAACUCCACGCCGCCAUGAGGAAAUCAUUCGCCGUGGUCAACUCGUCCGUUUCUGAAGGCAUGUCCGCCGCCAUCUUAGAGGCCAUGGAUUUGAAUGCGCCAGUGUUAGCGAGGGAUAUUCCCGGGAACGCUGCGAUUGUCCAACACGAGCACAGCGGCCUGCUCUACUCGUCCCCCGAGGAGUUUGUGCUUCUGUCCAAGAGACUGCUGAGUGAUGAGGAACUGCAGGAGAACCUGAGAACCAACGGUAAACGCUACGUUAUGGAGAGACACGACUCUAUGAAAGAGAGAACGACGUACCAGCAGCUGGUGGAAAAACUGCAGUAAGGCUCAGAGCAGCUUCACUGUUUUCCAGUUUGCUCAAAUGUUCUUCUUGUGAACCUUCUCAACACCUGAUGGCUUUUAUACGGAUGAGAUCAUUUUCAACUUGAACCCAAGGGAAUAAAACAUUGCAUACAUUUAGGUUUACAGUUACAGGAGCGAUGUUUUAAUCUAUUAGUAAUAAUCACUGCUGCAACAAAAACGUUUCAUUUUUAGGAAAAAUUAUGAUAAGGAAAUUCAAAUUGAAUGGGUUUUUAUAAAUGCUUGGUUUCCUUGCAGUAGGAAAAGAUUUUCAAUUUAUGUUUACGUAACAGGAAAGUCAUCUUCGCUAAUAGUUUUGCUAUUUCAGGUGCUUUGUCUUAUAGGAACAUUUUUGACAUUCCAGAGCUCUAAAACGAGCUUAACGAGUGUCUGUACGAUGGAGGAAAACUUUUUAAAGUGAACACCAGGGUCCAUUUUAUCCUGAGCAGCUAAAAAAUACAAAGAUGAUCAAUUACAUCAUUGAGCUAAUGCAAACAAGACAUAAUUAUGCACGACUUAGUGCUAAUAUUACAUUUUCAGAGAUUUAGUGGUUAAAAUCUCUUAUAUAACAUAUCAUUUACAUAUUAAUUACCGAAUUAGUAUAUCAAGAUCGGCUAACUUAGCGCUUUAUAAUAUUAUCACAUGUAUUAAUUAUAAUAAUUGUUGCAUUUAAAUAUAUAUUUUAUUCUAUAUUUUUUCUGUCAUUUAAUACCAAACUCAAAUUUGAAAUUAGAUAUUAGAAACUAAUAAGAGGUCUGUAGACAGUACAUAUUCUCUUCUGUGCUUUGGGGGAACCCUUAACUGUAGAACCCUACAACAAAGGCAUUUUCUUCCAUCUGAAACCCUUUUAUGAACAUCUAAAACCCUUAAUUGUCCAAUGCCACUUUAAAGGACCCUUGAAGAACCCUUUUUUUAAGAGUGUAUGUAUUUACUGGGUAAAUGUGCAGCACAAACUCCAAAUUAUUGCUCAUUAUUUUCUUCUUAAUAACAAGAACCUGUCAGGAUAGUUCUCCUUUUAGAAAAAUGGUUCUUUAAGUGUUCACUGGAUAAUUAAUGGUUCUUAGCUUCAAAAAAGGAAACCUUUCUGGUAGGUAAAGACUUUUAUAGGGUUCUACCCAGAGGGACAGCCGAAGAACCAGGUCUUAGUGUCUUAGUACCUGUUAUUUAUUUCUAAUUAUGCAGUUUGAGGUUGGUAUUAAAUGACAAUAAAUAAUGAAUAAAAUAUAUCUUUAAAUGUAAUAAUUAAUGUGAUUAAUGUAAAAAGUGUUUAAUAUAAAAGAUAGGUGAUUAUGGUGAUAAGAUAAUUAGGUACUAAAUAGGAAUGAAGGAGUGUCUGAAAACUUCUGAUUUCCAUGACAACCGGUUUACAGGGCUGGUGUUUUACUGUUUUAAAUGAUGUACUGUUUACAGAAUUAUAAAUCUAUAUAAACCGUAUAGAAGGCUUUAUAGGAAUUCUGAACUACAUAAGUACUGUAGUCGAAGCUUAGUAAUCCUCAGACUGUGGGUUUGAGUUUGUUUUUAGGAAUAAUCUUUACAUACAGCAGGUUUUGAAAUGUUUCACAGUUGAUAAUGUAAAUGCUGUAAAUGCUCAAAGAAAUGUUUUUAAAAAUAUAUUUAUUCAUUAUUCUUCUGAAUGCAAUCACUUCAUGUAUGUCUUCUGAAUGUACCGCAUGAUAAAAAUAAAGAAUGUUUUAAAU
Molecule: messenger RNA, 3151 nt
Organism: Pangasianodon hypophthalmus (striped catfish)
Lineage: Eukaryota; Metazoa; Chordata; Actinopteri; Siluriformes; Pangasiidae
Gene: glt1d1
Product: glycosyltransferase 1 domain containing 1
Exons: 12
Coding region: 405-1439 (344 amino acids)
Molecular function (GO): glycosyltransferase activity
Source: RefSeq, a predicted model, not a curated record